UGGCAGAAGACGCCGGGGCCGCCAUCCUUCCUAUACUGCAAUACCGCAUAUAUUGACAUGUCUUGUCUAUCGUAUCCAUAGACUCAGCCUCGACGUCCUGCAGCACCUCUAUCGACGAGCUACCAUGGACAGCGGCCAAUAUAUCGGCGGUCCAGGCUGAUUGCCGCCCUGCCCCUUAGGAUUCGCACUAUGGCGGCCCCGUCUCCGCAACUGCAUCUCGACAUCUGGCUGCUCGUUUUCGACGAGCUCGACGACAUCACCUUCCUCUGGUCGGCCUGCCGCAACGUCUCGCACUUCCUUCGCGCCUGCGUCGACGCGUUCUUCCGCCAUGGCGUCCUCCAGAACACCCUGAUUGACCUGCACUACAGUGACAUCCACACGCGCCACGGGCCGGUCAAUAAUUACAUCCACGUCCCCAUGGUUUUCGAUCGCUUUUCCGACGACGGGACGAGAGCCGUCUUCCAGCAGCGGGAAUACAACGAGAUAGAUAGCGUCUCACGGUACAAGGGCUCCGUGCGUGGCUGGCUGCCCUUCAUGGAGCGGUACUGCAAGGAGACGCUGAAGCCGACACCCAAAGUGCUGCACAAGAGCAAGGCCUCUGGCGCCCCUCCGCUGUGGGAGCGGGAGCACACACAUUGGCGGAACACGCUCUCCGGAGACCGCAAGAAGAGCUACCUCACGGCCAUCCGCGCCAUGACCAGCAUCGGCCGCGGCGACCGCCCGCCCUUCUACAUCAAAAUUCACUCCACCGUGAACGACACCGAGCUCGUCGAUGUUGUCGUCGACUGCUCUCGGCGCGAGCUCUCCUUCAACUGGCGCCGCACGUACUCCCUGUUCUUCCGCGAAGUAGACUUCGUCGCGCGCGCCUACAAUUCGUUUGGCAAGAAGCGUGUCUACGACGAGGAUCUCACAGCCGUCGCCAUGCGCUACUUUUUCGACCAGAACCGCAAGAACCACAACGUGCGGGCCCGGCAGAAGCGGCUGGUUACCUGGACCAUAGGGAACAAGCAUAGGAUGAGCCCUGAGGUGCGCUUGUGGACCGAGCACCAGGUGGAGUCGGAGAGGGUUCGCGUCGAGCGAUUCCUGCGUCGCGAUAAUCUUUGCGAAGUCCAAGAAGGACGGGGCAGUGAAGAGGAGAUUGUUCCGGCGAAGUUGGCGGAGGACCAUCCGGAUUUGCUGUUCUGGCCUUGGACGGACGAGGAUGGCUUCUAUACUCCUAAGAAGAAGCGCCCUCGAUGUGGUCCGCAUGGUUGUACUGUGCUUUGAUGAUUGUUUAUUCCUUGAUACCCAGUCUCUGAGGAGCUACGACUAAACUGAUAACCAAUGGAUACCUGUUUCCCUUGUAGCUCUACAACACGCGUGAAGUAAUCAAACUGUGCU
Molecule: messenger RNA, 1380 nt
Organism: Trematosphaeria pertusa
Lineage: Eukaryota; Fungi; Ascomycota; Dothideomycetes; Pleosporales; Trematosphaeriaceae
Exons: 1
Coding region: 190-1266 (358 amino acids)
Source: RefSeq, a predicted model, not a curated record